Messenger RNA from Aureobasidium uvarum, 1404 nucleotides. The record is from the annotation of a GenBank genome assembly. Lineage: Eukaryota; Fungi; Ascomycota; Dothideomycetes; Dothideales; Saccotheciaceae.
AUGUACUCAUUGUGUGCAAGACUGCUGCUGGCCCUGGGCGUCGUCCUAAGCACCCUCGAUCUGGUUCAGGCAGAUAAUCCGAUCAUCCAAUCCAUCUACACUGCCGACCCUGCUCCCAUUGUAGUCGGCGAUAGAGUCUAUCUCCUCGCUGAUCACGAUGAAGAUGGUUCGACAACUUAUAACAUGAAGGACUGGCGUCUCUUUUCCACUGCAGUCAGUACAAGCCCUACGACCUACGACCUACGACAAGUUUCGCUAACAUUCUUACAANNGGAUAUGGCGAACUGGCAAGAUCACGGUGUCAUUGCUUCCAUAGCUACUACAUUCCCAUGGGCCGACUUGAAUGCCUGGGCGGGUCAGAUCAUCGCCCGCAACAACAAGUACUACAUGUAUCUCCCUAUGCGUCGCCGUGGAGGCAACAUGGCUAUUGGUGUUGCAGUUGCGGACUCCAUUACUGGGCCCUGGAAAGACGCAAUCGGCAAACCACUUCUGGAGAAUGGCCGUAUUGACCCUACUGUUUGGAUUGAUGAUAACGGCCAAGCUUACCUUUACUUUGCCAACCCGGGCUUGUUCUACGUCAAACUCAAUGCUGACAUGGUGUCUUAUUCUGGCAGCAUUUUUCAGGUCCCUACAAGCAUCGCUACCUUUGGCAGUGGACGCGAACCGGAUGGCACUACUUUCGCUGAAGGUCCUUGGAUCUACAAGCGCAACAACCUGUACUACUUGGUGUAUGCUGCCAACUGCUGUUCUGAAGAUAUAAGAUACUCUACUGGUCCUUCAAUCACGGGUCCUUGGACUUAUCGUGGUGUUGUUAUGGCAUCGGCAGGAAAGUCCUUUACCAAUCACCCAGCCGUCAUUGACUUCAAGGGCAAGUCCUACUUUUUCUACCACAACGGUGCUUUACCCGGCGGCAGCGGCUACACGCGCUCUAUCGCGGUGGAGCCUUUCACUUACAACUCGGAUGGCUCAAUACCGCUUCUCACCAUGACCAACGCGGGUGCCCCGCAGGUCGGAACCCUGAACCCGUACACUCGUGUUGAAGCCGAAACCAUGGCAUUCUCCUCCGGCGUCCAAACUCAACCUACGAGUGACGGUGGACUCGCAAUCAUCAACAUCGAAAACGGUGACUAUGUCAAGGUUGAGGGUGUCGCUUUUGGCAAAGGGGCAAAGACCUUCUCUGCUCGUGUCGCUUCGGCCACUAGUGGUGGGAAAAUUGAGCUUCGUGUGGGCACUGCCACUGGCACUGUGGUAGGCACUUGUACUGUACCUGGCACAAACGGAUGGCAGACAUGGCAGAUGGUUUCGUGUGCUAUCAGUGGGGCGACUGGGACCAAAGAUCUUUACUUGAAGUUCACUGGCGGCAGCGGAUACCUGUUCAAUGUCGACUAUUGGCAAUUUGCCUAG